Melampsora larici-populina 98AG31 is the source of this 363-nucleotide messenger RNA. RefSeq lists its product as uncharacterized. The transcript has a single exon. The coding region runs from base 1 to 363 and encodes 120 amino acids. Lineage: Eukaryota; Fungi; Basidiomycota; Pucciniomycetes; Pucciniales; Melampsoraceae. The record is from RefSeq and is a predicted model, not a curated record.
AUGGAUCCACCUCUGGAAGCAGGUCAGGUUUCACCUGAGAAUACAGUUCAGGAUUCAGCAGAGGAUAUCAAGACAGCAGUGGCUACUCUGGAACCUCCGCCAACUAUCCAUAUAUCAAACUAUCGGAUCUCACAUGUUUACUUGAAUUUCAGGCCCAUGACAUAUUAUGCCCACGUUACAAAGACCAUCUACGAUCUCAAUCGGCUCAGGAUUCCGUUGGAACACAGAAAUGAAGUGGAAGAGAAGAGGUCCGGAAGCGAACCAAAAGAUGUCAACCAGGAAAAAGGGAAAAUGGACGUGCUUGGUGUCAGUGACAGAUGGACCUGCGAUUACAAGUGGCUUGUCACUUUUAUGGGUUCGUAA